Molecule: messenger RNA, 4071 nt
Organism: Chelonia mydas (Green sea turtle)
Lineage: Eukaryota; Metazoa; Chordata; Testudines; Cheloniidae
Product: proto-oncogene Mas-like
Biological process (GO): G protein-coupled receptor signaling pathway
Cellular component (GO): membrane
Molecular function (GO): G protein-coupled receptor activity
Source: RefSeq, a predicted model, not a curated record
UAAAGAAAUGCUUAAUUCCAUCAUCAAUUUCUCCUCCUAAUUAGAGCAACCCACCAGACCCCAAAUGUUUGCCUAUUCACCCAAGCUGAAAGGGGGAACUCUCACUCUUGAAAAAUACAGCAAACAGCCUAAGGCCCUGUGGUCUGAAGUCAACAAGCAGAAGGUGGUGACAGAGGAGCUGUCUGCUGGUCUCUGCUAACAGUGAAGGGAGCUGACUGAAGUGGGCAAGACAUUUCUCUGCCUACACUUGGCAGGUGCUGGGUGUCAGAUACUCCAUAGGGACUGGCAGGGACAUUCUCCAUGUCUGGAUAACAGAUUAUUACUUGGAAAACUUUCCCAAGAAGAUCCAAUCUGGAGAAUUGCAGUUAGUGACUGUGAAGUGGAUCUGGCCCAGCCCGGCUCCUGUAAACACUCAGUUCAGGCCCCAGGGAGGAAAGAAGGUGUGAGGGGGAGAGGGAGAGACCGGCAUCCUGCAGCAGAGGUUUCAUGAUGGCCGAGUUGAGCACAGUGUCCCUUCCCCCAACAUUGUUUGGCCUAGUUUAUGAAGUGGAAUAUAACGAGACUGGAUGCCCACUGGCUGAUGCACCACCAGGAAUCUACAGCAUCACUGUGCUCAUCUGCCUGUUCGGGCUGGUGAGGAACAGGAUCGUGCUCUGGUUCCACGGCUUCCACAUUAAGAGUGUCGAGGACUUGAACCCCAGACAGCACGGUUCGUUGUUUGACCAGAGAGAGACAGGCAACACCCGCAAGUUCGGAGAUGUGUGCGGUAUACUACAGGUGGUUCUAACCAAGCCAAGUAGCAGGAUCCACUCCAUGAAGGAGGGAGGGCUAGUUUUCACUUCAGCGGUCUACAUCCUCAACCUGGCUGUCUCCGACACCUGCUUCCUCUUCUGCUCGACUACGUAUCUCAUAGCUUAUGUGGUGGAAUAUCCGUUUUGUGUGAAGGUUGUUUUUAUUUUCAUAAUGUUGCUAUUUAGCAUGCUGGCUCUGUCGACGUACAGCACCAGCCUGUACCUCCUGAUGGCCAUCAGCACUGAGAGGUGUCUCUCUGUCCUCUACCCCAUCUGGCACCGAUGCCGCCGGGCAAAACGCUUGUCUGCCCUUGUCUCUGCCCUGCUCUGGGCUCUCUCCAUGCUGGUGUCCUGUCCAGUGGGUGUUUUUUGUAUUGUUCUUUUAGAUGAAAACUGUGUCAAAUCCUUCCUACCCAUCUUUGUUCUGAAUGUCCUGAUAUUCACUCCCACCAUGGUUCUGUCCAGUUUGACCCUGUUCAUCAAGGUCCAAUAUAGCUCACAGCAGUGUCAGCCAGGAAAGCUCUAUGCUGUUAUCCUGCUCGCCGUCCUCUUCUUCCUCCUCUUCACUGUCCCUCAGAGUGUUCAUAUCUUCCUCUCUUAUCGUAACACAUACAAUCCCAGUGAGAUAUUUCAUGUGCUGGCCUCUGCAAGCAGCAGCACCAUCCCAUUUAUUUACUUUCUAGUCGGGAGCUAUGGGAAGCGGCGAUUCUAUGGCUCCAUCAAGGUCUCACUCCAGAGGGUUUCUGAGGAGAAGACAGAUUCCAGAGAAGACGGAGAGACCACCAGUGCAGAGCCAGUGGAGGCGGUCACUUAAAUCCAUACAGCACCCAGCCUGGGAGACCCUGUUCUGAGGAUGAAAAUUUCUCUAGAUCCCAGAAUCAAAGAACUCAGAAUGGGAAAGGACUUGGUAGGUCACUUGCUAAUUCUUCCCCAUGCCCACCCAGAGCAGAGUCCUUCCCUAGAGGAGAGCCCCAGGGUUCUGUGCAGUUGUAAAGAACAACAAUGGGUCACAUGGGGCCCAACCUGCUCCCAGUGGAAUCAGUUUGGAAAGUCCUAUUGACUUGAAUGGGAUCAGGGUCUAUUAUGGUCUGAUCUGCUUUGUUCUAAAAAUGCCUCUGACACGUAAUUUCAGUUUUGGUGGCAAGUUUUCCGUGGUGUCACCUGGUGAGUGUUAUCUCUUCUGUAAAGAAUUAGUGUUGGGGACAUCUCGCAGCCUCCCCACUUUCCCUGUAAAUAUGCUGAAUAAAAAUUCAAUGGCCUGGAGAAAUGGUGGGGGGGAAUAACAGUAGCAUGACUAGGACUGUCCCCAUGUAACUCAUUCCCCAGCCAGCUCCCUGCGCAGACACACUCCCAUGGAAGGCAGGGGAUUGUUCCGUGCAGCUCUGGACUCCCGCUGAUCCCAGCUGAUAUUUGAAUAGUUCACCUUUAUUCCAAUGGAAAUAAUACAAACCAACUAUCUACUAAUCAAAUUCAAACUCCUCUACUAAUAUUGCCAGGCACCAGUGCUCCAGAAUGACCAGGCUAACUGCCAGGUAUUGCUCUCUAACUCCUCUUUCUCUGUAUUCACCCCGGCCUUGGUGAUUUGGGGAAUGUGAGACAAUCUGGGGAAUUGAUUUACAGGGUAUAAAGUUGUUGUGAGAUGAACUCUCUGCAUGUAUCCGUAUCCGUAUCUGGCUGCAAACGUCAUUUUGAUUCUACAGCUGUUUUAUUGCCUUGCUACUGCCUCUGUACCUCCAUCUUGGACUAAAUCCCAAGGGUUGGGGGCUCAGGGAUACUGUUGUCUAACUUUGAUGGUCGUCCGUUCAAACGGAAUCCCCCUGGAAAUGGAGAUGGCUGAUGCCCAGGGCACACCCAUGUUUCAAGUGUGACUUCCAUGGGGAGGUCACUAAGCAAUAGAUCACCUGGUGGGGACUCUGAGCACCAAGGUUUCACCUGGCAAAGAAGAUGGGAGGUUGUAAAAGAGAGGGUUUGUCAGUGGCCAUUUUAGAGACUGAGAUGAGGGCACUGACUGCAGGAGAGAGAGAGUGCCUGGCUCAGAAGAUGAGCCAUGUGCAGGAUUGGGGACCCAGGACUCCCUGAGGGACUCUGACCUUCACCCAAAGCAUACACCAGCAUGGUGAGGAAAGCGAGGCAGGGAAAUGUGCCUAGAUUUCUUAUUGCUUUGUCUAGAUAUGUAUAUUUCUUGCACUAGCUAUCGUAAAGAGUGAUUGGUUUGAAACCCUUUUGCAAAGCUCGUGUGUCUGUUUGUUUCACUAUCACGACCCCCUGAGGAGGUGAACUGUAAACCCAGAGUGCUCAAAAGUUUGGCAGUCUGGGAAAGGGUGUGUCUAAGCUACUGGGGAGUCUGGGGCGGGGUCAGCACUGGUGCUGGGGGUGAGGGCUGCUGGGCCGUCUGGUCCCAUUUCUGUGAAGGGCUAACAGAAAGAGAGCCUGGGCCCAGGAAAUGUGCCAGAUAGGCCAAGGGGAGGGAAACGCUGCAGCCUACUCAGAUGCAGGGAUGCUUAAGAGCACAAGGGGCCCGUGGGACGGGACCCAAACCCAGCAGCCUGGUGAGCGUCUAGCCAGGGGAGCUUUGCUAGGGCUGGGUGGGACAAUGUGAAUAAACACUGUGUCACAGUCACUUUGCUCGGCCUGUGGCUGCUCCUUGUCUCUUGCCUGAAUGGGAGCCUUUUGCAAAGGCCCCAAUGUCCAGAAGGACCAGACCAAACGGGUUUUUAUUCCUGGGGGUGCUCGUGGCAUUUCCAGAAAGGUUCUUCUCUUCCUCCCAAAAGAACUGAAAACAAAAAUUUCAGCAGCGUCAAAACGUUUGGACAUUUUCCAAUGAAAGAGUUUUGACAUUUCAUUUUGAGGCAACAUUUCCUAAGCGAAACGUUGAUUGGAAUUGAAAGGCCAUUUCAAAAUGACAUGCGAAAAGCUGCCUUUGAUGUGACUGAAUUGGCUUUUUGAUGCAUCACUUCAGCAAGAGAUUCAAAAAAACCUUCAGUUUGGGUUAGAAACAAACUGAUUUUCUUUUCCCUGGUUUCUCGGUUUGACCACACAGAGCGGCUACAUGGACGCUCUUACAGCAGCGUAGCUGCAUCGGCAUAGCUGUGCCGCUAGAAGCUCUCCACUCGAGACAUGGCCUAAGGAUGUAGAGAAAUUGUAUGAGGUUCAACCACACUGUCUGAGGAUCAGCAGGCACUUCUGCUAUUACAGGCUGUGUCAGAAUCAUAGAAUAUCAGGGUUGGAAGGGACCUCAGGAGGUCAGCUAGUCCAAUCCCCUGCUCAAAGCAGGACCAAU